Acaromyces ingoldii is the source of this 2347-nucleotide messenger RNA. Its product is annotated as splicing factor, CC1-like protein. The transcript has 5 exons. Gene Ontology annotation, cellular component: nucleus. NCBI's taxonomy places the organism in Eukaryota, Fungi, Basidiomycota, Exobasidiomycetes, Exobasidiales, Cryptobasidiaceae. Gene Ontology annotation, biological process: mRNA processing. Bases 28 to 1998 code for a protein of 656 amino acids. The record is from RefSeq and is a predicted model, not a curated record. Gene Ontology annotation, molecular function: RNA binding.
CAACCUCCAGUCGACUUUUCCGGUAUCAUGUACGCAGAUCGCGAAGAGGCAGCCUUGAUCAAUGGGAGAAAAGGCCGCAGGAUUGAUUACAGUUCCUCAAAUGUGGGGUCUUCUGGGUCAGCUUCACCUCUGAACAAGCGUCGAUCUUUGUCGCCACAGGAUAAACGCCAUGACUCCAAGGCUCGCGACUCAGCAGGCGCUGAAGAUCGUGAGAGGCAGCUGCAGGAGCAACUCAGGAGGCGUGCUAUGAUGUCCAAGAAUCGUUCAAAGCGUUCGCCUCGAUCGUCACGUUCGCUUUCACGUUCGCCAUCCCGCUCACCAGGCCCUAUUGGGGACAAGAGGAGACGGGGCUUAUCGCCUCGACCUUCUCGAAACACCAAUGGCUAUGCUACCUCUUCUCGAGACGGUCAUGAUGACAAUCGCUCCCCUCGUGACAGUGACCGAGCCCGUGACAGGAUUAGAAGGCGAAGGGGCUACGACGACGACGACGAUGAUCGAAGAAGUAGCAGGCGCUCAACCCAUUCGGUCAGCAGAGCCGGAGAUUCAGAAGAGGACGUCGACGAUGAGUAUGAGGGACGUAGGAGGAGACGUUCGCAGCGGUCAGAUCUGCCCAAUGACCCUUAUGCUCGCAGGGACGCCGACCCAUACUAUGAUCGGCAUCACCCCUACUAUGGCCGCGACCCGUAUCAUUAUGAUCAUUACCAUCGAGGUGGACCUCCCCGCUACUAUGACGCCUAUGCUCGAGACCCAUAUUAUGAUCGACGUCGGCACACCAGAAGCCCGAGCCCCCCACCUCGACGUGGAGGUGGGGCAGGUCGAGGCCGCGGUCGUGAAGAGAGUAAGCCAAGGACCCCUGACCCCGACGACUACGAGCUACGGUCCAUCUUCUGCUCACAGCUCGCUGCCAGGCUCGGACAGCGCGAUCUGGGCGAAUUCUUCGAAGAUAAAUUGGGCGAGGACACUGUUCGUGAUGUGCGCAUCAUUACCGAUCGGGUCACUGGCCGUAGCAAAGGAAUCGGCUACGUAGAGCUGAGCGACGAAGCACUAGUUGAACAAGCUCUUGGCCUUUCUGGCUCAUCCCUCUUUGGCAUACCUAUUCUUAUCCAGAGGACUGAAGCUACCCGCAACCGUACCGAAAGCGGAUCCAAUCUCGAUGGUCCAGCCCGACCCAACCUCGACGGCGGCUAUUCUGCCCUUGACACGGGCGCUUCGCGGCUCCAGACGGCAGCCAAUUCUGAUGCGAGGCUCUACGUUGGAAGUCUCAACUUUAAUCUCAACGAGGAAGAUGUCAAGGCCGUUUUUGCUCCAUUUGGCGAUAUUGAAAACGUUGAUUUGCACAGGGAGCCAGGCACGAUGAAGAGCAAAGGAUUCGCUUUUGUUCAGUUUGCCACGCGCGAGGGCGCCGAAAAGGCCAUGCAACACAUGAACGGCUUCGACCUGGCUGGACGUCAGAUUCGCGUAGGUCGCGUCAACGCGAGGGGCCCUGUCUCCGUGGGUGGCAGUGGCGGCGGUGCCGCGUCGUCAGGGAUCGAUACGUCGGGAUCUGGCGCCCAAACCAUCUCUUCCUUCGAUGAGGGAGGCGGUGGCGGGCUUAGUGCAAGCGGCCGCGUUGCCUUGAUGGAGAAGUUGGCCCGCUCGACAGAGACUGGAGCAUCUUCUCUUCCCCAGCGCCCUGUCGAACAGCAACGACCAGCAUCUAUUCCACAGGCCGUGAGUAGGGCUGUCCUCCUCAAGCAUAUGUUCAACCCCGAGGAAGAGACGGAACGCGACUGGGACACGGAGCUGGCAGCCGACGUCAAGGAGGAAUGCCAGACCAAGUAUGGCCCAGUGGAAAAGAUCUACGUCGACAAGGACAGUUCUGGCGACAUCUGGCUUCGUUUUGCAGAUCUCGACGGCGCAAAGAAAGGCAUCGCGGGUCUCAAUGGUCGUUUCUUCGGUGGACAAUCAAUCACCGCCGAGUAUGUCAGCGAAGGCAUCAUGAACUCCGUAACUGGGUGAAGUGGCAGUCUGUUCCUUCGUCGACGCGAGUCUUUCUCGCUCUCCUUUCUUCCCUUUUGCCAUCAGCUUCUACCAUCACAGCGCUAUCCGACAAUUAUCAUCACAAGAAUCGGUGAGAGAAGGUGCGCUCUCUCCAGUGCAUUGCGACAUGUGUCGUCUUCUCAAAGCCUCUCCUCUUCUUGUCCACUUCAACUCGCUUCUGUUCGCAUCUUUCGAUCUUCCUCCGCUUUAGAUCAUGGACCAUGAUCGGCAGCAGAUAGGUGGUACCCGAAAAGAGCAUAUGUUUCCUUUUUACCUCAAUUCUUCCCUCUUUUUCCUCAGGUUCAAUGUGAUUUGAUUUUUUCUGACA